Trifolium pratense (red clover) is the source of this 956-nucleotide messenger RNA. RefSeq lists its product as uncharacterized. NCBI's taxonomy places the organism in Eukaryota, Viridiplantae, Streptophyta, Magnoliopsida, Fabales, Fabaceae. The coding region runs from base 148 to 828 and encodes 226 amino acids. The transcript is spliced from 4 exons. The record is from RefSeq and is a predicted model, not a curated record.
ACUUCCAGAAAGAGAAAAAAAAAAAAAAAAAAAACACAAACACAACCUAUUCAUGUUCAUUAACAGAACAAAAACUAAACAGAACUCCGAACUGAAGAGUGUUUUCUGAAGCAGAGAUUCUUUUGUUGCCAUAGGUUUUAGAAAGACAUGUCAUUGUUGUCAGGGAAGAAGAGAAACAGAGAGAUAAACGUGUUUUUGUUAUGCUCUUCACUCUCAAACUCAAAAAUUGUUCAACUUGUUACUUGUGUUGAUAAAAAAAUCGACCUUGGUUACAUAGCUAAUGGUUUUGGGUUAGACCCAUCAACGUUGAAGUUGAAUGGUUACUUUAUAAGUAGAGGGGUUGAUCUUAUCUCUUCUUCUCUUACUUGGAACUCUCUUCUCUCUUUCUUCUCUGCUAAGGGAUUGUCUACUGGGAAACAUGACCAUGAUGCUAUUCUUGUCACUGGCAAAGUGGUCAACAAGGGAGGACAUGAGUCACAAAAUUUUCAAAUUGGGAUUGACAAGGUGAUAGAAACUGAUAAUGCUGGUAGCAAUAGAGUGAAUCAGCUUGAAAAUAUGCACUUGCACAAAAAUAAAAAGUUGAGGGACAACAAAUCAGGUGAGAUUCUGAAUGUCCUAAACUGCAAGAGAAAGCAACUAUUUGAAGAUGUCAACCAAUUCAAGAAGUUAAAAAUAAACGAGGACAAGUCAGAUCUUAGAGAUAAAGUCGAUGAGCUCUCUGGAAGCAUUUCACUCAGCCAGUUUACAUGCAGUUACACGAAUAAGAAUCUGAAGCGGAUAAGAGAAGACGAGGUAAUUGUAGCAGCUAAUUACAAAAUGAUUAGAUGAAAUCUCUCACUCAAAAAGGAAAAGAAAAAAAAAAGUGUAGAGUUUUUUACAUUUCCUUUGUACAAUCUUAAACCUUUUGUCCAGUAAUUGCUGUAAACUGUAAAUUCAUCAAUCUGUAUGAUGUACUU